AUGGAGGAAGACGAGGGAAGCCCUGCGAUGGAGAGGGAUCUUCCUUCGACUUCGAGGAAAGUGGGCAAGCGCAAGAGCAGACAGUCGUCCGUUGGCGGUGCGGACGAUUCAGACAUUGAUGAUAAAUUUGAUCGGCUGCUGGCGGUGUCGGCCGAGGUGAAGCGCGCCGAGGCGGCGGCCACGGAGAAGAUCCAGCUGUGGCGUAGUGCCAGCGGUUUCGAUGCGAUGUCUGCCGCGCUCAAGGAAUGGCAGUUCUGGAUCCAGGAAAAGGAGCGGCUCCUCACGGCGCAGCUGCGCCCCUUGGCUCAGGAGAUAGUUGCGUUCUACAAGAAGCAACUUGAUGAAGACGCCGAACGAGUGAUCGAAGAUGAUGAAGGGGAAGACGACGAGGGCGAAGUCGCGCUUGGACGAGAGCGGAGGGCCUCUUCGAGCGGCAGCACAGGGAACAAGAGCGAGGUCGAUGACCUCGCCAUGAGCCUGUCCGAAGUGCUGUCGCUUGUGGAGAGGGUACGAGCGAACUCGAUGGGCGAUCGGCACGGCAGUCCCUCCAAGCGCAGGAGGAACAUGCCCAUCGAGGAGCAGGAGAGCGAGUGCAUGUCGGCCGAAGACAGGACACCGCCACCGGUGGCGGACAACCACUAG
This is a messenger RNA of Acanthamoeba castellanii str. Neff, 642 nucleotides long. RefSeq lists its product as uncharacterized. The transcript has a single exon. NCBI's taxonomy places the organism in Eukaryota, Discosea, Longamoebia, Acanthamoebidae. The record is from RefSeq and is a predicted model, not a curated record. The coding region runs from base 1 to 642 and encodes 213 amino acids.